This is a messenger RNA of Homo sapiens (human), 1368 nucleotides long. It is a transcript of the gene HES6, whose product is annotated as hes family bHLH transcription factor 6. Gene Ontology annotation, molecular function: transcription regulator inhibitor activity; DNA-binding transcription repressor activity, RNA polymerase II-specific; DNA binding. The transcript is spliced from 4 exons. The record is from RefSeq and is marked reviewed. Gene Ontology annotation, cellular component: nucleus; transcription regulator complex. Bases 134 to 808 code for a protein of 224 amino acids. NCBI's taxonomy places the organism in Eukaryota, Metazoa, Chordata, Mammalia, Primates, Hominidae. Gene Ontology annotation, biological process: negative regulation of transcription by RNA polymerase II; regulation of DNA-templated transcription; positive regulation of transcription by RNA polymerase II.
AAGCCGCGAGGAGCGCGGACGGCUGGGCUGCUGCUGGGCGGCCGCGGGGCAGCGGAGGGCGCCGGCACUCCGGUCCCCGCCGCUCCCCGUCCCCGCUGCUCCUAGCCCCUGCCGCGUCCCCGGCGGAGCGGGCAUGGCGCCACCCGCGGCGCCUGGCCGGGACCGUGUGGGCCGUGAGGAUGAGGACGGCUGGGAGACGCGAGGGGACCGCAAGGCCCGGAAGCCCCUGGUGGAGAAGAAGCGGCGCGCGCGGAUCAACGAGAGCCUGCAGGAGCUGCGGCUGCUGCUGGCGGGCGCCGAGGUGCAGGCCAAGCUGGAGAACGCCGAAGUGCUGGAGCUGACGGUGCGGCGGGUCCAGGGUGUGCUGCGGGGCCGGGCGCGCGAGCGCGAGCAGCUGCAGGCGGAAGCGAGCGAGCGCUUCGCUGCCGGCUACAUCCAGUGCAUGCACGAGGUGCACACGUUCGUGUCCACGUGCCAGGCCAUCGACGCUACCGUCGCUGCCGAGCUCCUGAACCAUCUGCUCGAGUCCAUGCCGCUGCGUGAGGGCAGCAGCUUCCAGGAUCUGCUGGGGGACGCCCUGGCGGGGCCACCUAGAGCCCCUGGACGGAGUGGCUGGCCUGCGGGGGGCGCUCCGGGAUCCCCAAUACCCAGCCCCCCGGGUCCUGGGGACGACCUGUGCUCCGACCUGGAGGAGGCCCCUGAGGCUGAACUGAGUCAGGCUCCUGCUGAGGGGCCCGACUUGGUGCCCGCAGCCCUGGGCAGCCUGACCACAGCCCAAAUUGCCCGGAGUGUCUGGAGGCCUUGGUGACCAAUGCCAGCCAGAGUCCUGCGGGGGUGGGCCCGGCCCUCCCUGGAUCUCCUCCCUCCUCCCAGGGGUUCAGAUGUGGUGGGGUAGGGCCCUGGAAGUCUCCCAGGUCUUCCCUCCCUCCUCUGAUGGAUGGCUUGCAGGGCAGCCCCUGGUAACCAGCCCAGUCAGGCCCCAGCCCCGUUUCUUAAGAAACUUUUAGGGACCCUGCAGCUCUGGAGUGGGUGGAGGGAGGGAGCUACGGGCAGGAGGAAGAAUUUUGUAGAGCUGCCAGCGCUCUCCCAGGUUCACCCACCCAGGCUUCACCAGCCCUGUGCGGGCUCUGGGGGCAGAGGUGGCAGAAAUGGUGCUGGGCACUAGUGUUCCAGGCAGCCCUGGGCUAAACAAAAGCUUGAACUUGCCACUUCAGCGGGGAGAUGAGAGGCAGGUGCACUGAGCUGCACUGCCCAGAGCUGUGAUGCUCUGUACAUCUUGUUUGUAGCACACUUGAGUUUGUGUAUUCCAUUGACAUCAAAUGUGACAAUUUUACUAAAUAAAGAAUUUUGGAGUUAGUUACCCUUGAA